AUGGACGAGCAUGCCAACCCGGUGCUGCCACAACCAGCCGACCCUAUGGCAGCCAUGUUAGAGAUGUUCCGCAAGUUUACAGCAGAUCAGAAGGCUACAAAUGAUGCAAUCAUGACUAGAUUGCAACACUUGGAAGGACAAAGAAUCCCUCUUGAUAGGGACAGCAACUUGCCCAUAGAAGAGGACAGGUACCAACCCCAUUCUGUGAUACAGAGGCUGCCUGACAGAGAUGGGAGCCCUAGAGAUGACUACAGGGGUUAUAGAGAUGGACAUAUAGGUCACAGGGACAGAUUUAGGACUGACCGAGAUGACAGGGAUGAUAGAGACUACUAUAGAGAUCGUCGGGACGGACCUAGAUAUGCCCGUGAGCCUUCUCGGGAACACAGAGAUCACCACCGAGGCUAUAGAGACAGAGGUCGGCAGCCCACUUUUGAAGAGUAUAUGAGGUCCUACUUCACUGGAGACCAAGGUACUAAUCGACGACAUACAGGUAACCAGAAGGUGAAGCUAGAGCUGAAAGAAUUCGAUGGUAAUUCUGACACUCAAGUGUUUUAUGAUUGGCUUGCUGCAAUAGAAGACUAUUUCGAUUGA
Messenger RNA from Telopea speciosissima, 591 nucleotides. RefSeq lists its product as uncharacterized. The transcript has a single exon. The record is from RefSeq and is a predicted model, not a curated record. NCBI's taxonomy places the organism in Eukaryota, Viridiplantae, Streptophyta, Magnoliopsida, Proteales, Proteaceae. The coding region runs from base 1 to 591 and encodes 196 amino acids.